AUGGAGAAGCCAUUGCUUAGUGAAAAGGGUAAAGAGCAGAAGAAAUUAGAGGAAGAACAAGAGCAAGGACAGAAAACAGGCCAGGUGAGCUCUAUCCACAAGGCAUUUUCAGAGUACAAGUAUGAGGAACCUCCCACUGUACGUAAAGCUUUCUACGAUUUUAUGCUCUGGUUGCUGUGGAAUAUAUUUGAAUGUUUCUUUAGAGAGAUCAAAUCUAGAGGUGGUUACAGGAUGCCCAAAGAGGGACCUAUCAUCUUCGUUGCUGCACCUCAUGCAAACCAAUUUGUGGAUCCAAUCAUUCUAAUGGAGCAGGUGAAGAAGGUAAUUAACAAACGUGUGUUGUUUUUGAUUGCAGAGUCUUCAUUGCAUAUGAAAGGUAUUGGAUUCUUAGCAAGAGCUGUGAUGGCAAUUGGCGUAGUGAGACCUCAGGACAAUUUACAACCUGCAACAGGUAAAAUUAAAGUCGACCCUCAUGAUUAUAAGAAAGUCAUUGGUAAAGGUACCAAAUUCUUGACUGAAUGUCGUCCAAAGGGGUUGAUAGGUCUAUCUAAGGGAUUUGGGAAUGCUGAGGUGGUAUCUGUUGAAAGUGAUACUGUAUUAUAUAUUAGAAAAGAAUUUAAGAUGAAUAAACCAGAUAAUAAGAAAGUCUUGUUGGAACGUGGCACUUCUUUCAAAUAUGCAGAUAAAGUGGACCAAUCACUUGUGUACCAUAAAGUCUUUGAACAUUUGGCAAACGAUUCCUGCAUUGGUAUUUUCCCUGAAGGUGGUUCUCAUGAUAGAACCGAUCUAUUGCCUAUUAAAGCGGGAGUUGCAAUCAUGGCGUUAGGUUGUAUGGAUAAACAUCCGGACGUUAAUGUGAAGAUUGUUCCAUGUGGUAUGAAUUAUUUUCAUGCACAUAGAUUUAGAUCUAGGGCCGUUGUGGAGUUUGGUGAACCAAUUGAAAUCUCAAGAGAUUUGGUAGAAAAAUACCAUCAACCAGAGACUAAUCGUGAUGCUGUGAAGACUCUGUUAGAUGAGAUUACCGAAGGUUUAAAAGCUGUCACCGUGACUUGUAAAGAUUAUGAAACUCUGAUGAUUGUCCAGGUUAUGAGAAGAUUAUAUUCCACUAGAUUUAAUCGCAAAGUUCCUUUGUCAAUGAUUGUAGAAAUGAACAGACGUAUUGUCAAAGGUUAUGAAGGUCAUAGAGAUAAGCCUGAUGUGAAACAACUAGGUGAAGAUAUUUUGAAAUAUAAUGAAAAAUUGAAUUAUUAUAACUUAGCAGAUCAUUCUGUGGAGACCGCCCGUGUCGACUUUAUGACCAAUCUAUGUUUAUUGGUUUAUAGAUCUGUGUUUAUUACUGUGGCAUUAUUGUUAUCAUUGCCUGGUAUUAUAAUGUUUUCACCAAUCUUUAUUUUAGCUAAUCGUGUCUCUAAAGAAAAAGCACGUAAAGCGUUGGCUAAAUCUUCAGUGAAGAUUAAAGCUAAUGAUGUCAUUGCUACUUGGAAGAUCUUAAUUAGUAUGGGGUUUUCUCCAUUGUUAUACAUUAUUUGGUCCUUUAUUAUUACUUAUUUUGUGGUAUUAUAUAAAUCUUACACAAACCAUUAUGUUUUGGUGUUUAUGAUGUCGUAUGCGUUGAGUGUUUUAGUGACAUAUUCAGCUUUGAUCGUCGGUGAUCAUGGUAUGGAUAUGUUGAAAUCCUUAAGGCCAUUGUAUAUGUCAUUGACAUCGCCAAGUGGAUUGAGACAAUUAAAAAAGGAGAGAGAGUCGCUUACUGAACGUAUUAUAACAACCAUUGACACUCUGGAUCCUGAAUUGUUAAUGGAUUUCGAGAGUGGAAAGUUUACUAAAGAGAUGGAAGAAUACAAGACGAAAGAAAUUAGAAGACGUAGACUCAUUAGACAGAAACGUGAAAAACUGGCCAAUGAUAAUGAAGGAAGAGAAAAUGAUGAACCAACUACUGCAAUGGACUCCGAUGCAAUUUCCUUAGUGAAUAGUGACAACUCGUUAAGUAACAUACCUUUGUUUUCUACUAUGGUUGGUGGCCGUAGAUCACAAUCAGGAAGUAUAUCUUCUAGCGUAGUUUCAAGUCGUGCAUCAUCAAUAGUCGGAUUCUCUACAGAUGCUAGCGAACAAGCAAUUUCCGAAUUUGAGAUUGAUAUAGACAAUGAGCAAGAGAUGACUGCUGCCAAGACAACAGCAGUCUCCAAUCGUAUUGCACAGAUCAUUCGUGGGAAGCGUCAACAAUCGAUGGAAUAG
Maudiozyma barnettii is the source of this 2235-nucleotide messenger RNA. RefSeq names its product bifunctional glycerol-3-phosphate/glycerone-phosphate O-acyltransferase SCT1 (gene SCT1). The record is from RefSeq and is a predicted model, not a curated record. The transcript has a single exon. The coding region runs from base 1 to 2235 and encodes 744 amino acids. Gene Ontology annotation, molecular function: glycerol-3-phosphate O-acyltransferase activity; glycerone-phosphate O-acyltransferase activity. Gene Ontology annotation, cellular component: endoplasmic reticulum membrane. Gene Ontology annotation, biological process: phospholipid biosynthetic process. Lineage: Eukaryota; Fungi; Ascomycota; Saccharomycetes; Saccharomycetales; Saccharomycetaceae.